AAAGAGGAUCAACUACCUAACGGUGGAGGGGUUUGGACGGCUUUAUACACGAUGCACUGCAGGCGCUCGAGGGAGCAAUGACAGGAGGGACACCACGAGGAGGACCAAGCCAUCCGAUAUUUCAUUUUCGAUCUUCCCUCCGAGCCAAAUGUUCCGGAUCGUUGCAGGAAGAUGGAGGGGUGGAGAGGAUGGAGUGUCUGGGCGAGCCGCCUUCCUCCCCCUUCCACAUCUCACCCUCCCAUGUCACCAGGCACCUUCGUUUCUCAAGGCCACCGAACUGUCAUGACCGAGGAUUUCCUGCUCAUGGCACUGCUACCCCCCGACUAGACCUUUCGCCCGUGGCUGGUACCGACCAGCAAUCUGGGUCAAGGUCUCAAACAGGUACACGCGUGUGCUCUCAAGGCGGAAAUGGGCGUGACUCAUUGCCAUACACACUUGGGAGGCCGCUUUGGGUUGGGGGGGGUGGUAUGGUGGGGUGGAGAAUCAGGAACUGGCAGUGCAAAAAUGCAAUAGAGAAGGAUACGCAGUAAGGAAGGAGCAACUGGUGGUGGAGGUGCACGAUACUACCAAAUCAAGGUCGAAAAGAUUCCAAGACAGGCACUAGCUAGUAGUUGGCUGAUGGUGCAUUGUUGCGGCG
This is a messenger RNA of Eremomyces bilateralis CBS 781.70, 637 nucleotides long. RefSeq lists its product as uncharacterized. The record is from RefSeq and is a predicted model, not a curated record. Bases 78 to 530 code for a protein of 150 amino acids. The transcript has a single exon. NCBI's taxonomy places the organism in Eukaryota, Fungi, Ascomycota, Dothideomycetes, Eremomycetales, Eremomycetaceae.